GUCGGCGAGGCGGCGGGUCGCACUUCCGCCUCGGUGUCAGUGGGUCGCGCGCUGGGAGCUGCGGGCUUCUGGCCUUGGGCUAGGGCUCGGCGGCCGCGGGCCUCGGCAGUGCUGCGGGCUGGGAACUCGUCCAGUGUCUGCUGGAUUUUUAUCAAGAGAAAAAUCAUAGUUUGAAAUUGCUUCUGCUGCUGAAAUAGUUCAGAUGCAAUGAUCCAGUAGGGAGACCACGCACUGGGGCAGCGACAGAGCCGGGCUGCUGAAGGAUGAACGGGGAGGAAGAAUUCUUUGAUGCCGUCACAGGCUUUGAUUCUGAUAACUCUUCUGGGGAAUUUUCAGAGGUGAAUCAGAAGAUUACUGGAAUGAUUGACUUGGACACCAGCAAAAGUACAAGGAGUGGGAAAAGUGGGGAGAGACCCGCUCAAGAGAAUGGGAUUCAGAAACACAGGACGGCACUGCCCGCCCCCAUGUUCACCAGAAGCGACUUCAGCGUGUGGAGCAUUCUAAAAAAGUGCAUCGGGCUGGAGCUGUCCAAGAUCACAAUGCCAAUUGCCUUCAAUGAGCCUCUGAGUUUCCUGCAGCGGAUCACAGAGUACAUGGAGCAUGUGUACCUCAUCCACAGAGCCUCCCGCCAGACCCAGCCCCUGGAGAGGAUGCAGUCUGUAGCUGCUUUCGCUGUCUCCGCUGUGGCCUCCCAGUGGGAGAGGACUGGCAAACCGUUCAACCCGCUCUUGGGAGAGACAUAUGAGUUGAUCAGGGAAGAUUUAGGAUUCAGAUUUAUAUCGGAGCAAGUCAGUCACCACCCUCCCAUUAGUGCGUUUUAUUCAGAGGGUCUCAGCCAAGACUUUGUGUUCCAUGGCUCCAUCUACCCGAAGCUGAAGUUCUGGGGCAAGAGCGUGGAGGCAGAGCCCCGAGGGACCAUCACCUUGGAGCUUCUCAAACACGGUGAAGCCUACACCUGGACCAACCCCACCUGCUGCGUGCACAACGUCAUUAUUGGGAAGCUGUGGAUAGAGCAGUAUGGAGUGGUGGAGAUUCUAAACCACAGAACCGGUGAUAAGUGUGUCCUUAACUUCAAGCCGUGCGGACUGUUCGGGAAGGAGCUUCACAGAGUAGAAGGGCAUAUUCAAGACAAAAACAAAAAGAAGCUCUUCAUAAUCUAUGGCAAGUGGACAGAAUGCUUAUGGGGCAUAGAGCCCGCUUCAUAUGAGUCCUUCAAGAAGCAGGAGAAGAGAGGCGACCACCUGAGGAAAGCCAAGCUGGAUGAUGGCUCAGAAAGAGCUGACAGUGACCUGACUGCGGAUGUGGCAGACGACGUGCCUGUGGCUCAGGAGACCGUGCAGGUCAUUCCCGGGAGCAAGCUACUCUGGAGGAUCAACAGCCGGCCCCCCAACUCCGCCCAGAUGUACAAUUUCACCAGCUUCACUGUGAGCCUCAACGAGCUAGAGCUGGGCAUGGAGAAGACCCUGCCACCCACAGAUUGCCGCCUGCGCCCGGACAUCCGCGGCAUGGAGAACGGCAACAUGGGUAUGCAUUGGGCCGGGGCCUCACAGAGGGCUCAUCGGGGUGCACAAGGGCUUUCCUCAUAAAGGGCCCCCAGACCCUCAACCAAAGCAAGGGGCAAGCAGGCCUUCUGGACACUGCUGCUCGUGCAGCUGUGGUGAGGGCCUGGAACAGCCUUUUGUAAACACAGUAAAUUAAAUGACCAGAAGUGAGCGAUAGCACUUAACCCCAGCACUCCGAGGCAGGACUGCAAAUCCAAGUCAAGCCUGGGCAACUUAGUGACCUAGCAAGAUCAUGUCUCAAAAUAAAAAGGGCUGAUGAUUAGCUCAAUAUAAAGACCACAAAAAU
Chinchilla lanigera (long-tailed chinchilla) is the source of this 1848-nucleotide messenger RNA. It is a transcript of the gene Osbpl2, whose product is annotated as oxysterol binding protein-like 2. The transcript is spliced from 12 exons. The record is from RefSeq and is a predicted model, not a curated record. Lineage: Eukaryota; Metazoa; Chordata; Mammalia; Rodentia; Chinchillidae. Gene Ontology annotation, cellular component: cytosol; intracellular membrane-bounded organelle; membrane. The coding region runs from base 264 to 1586 and encodes 440 amino acids. Gene Ontology annotation, molecular function: cholesterol binding.